GGAGUCCGCGCCUGUGUUGCCGGUGUCGCCGUCCCCCCGGGCGCCGAGCCCCGGCAGCUCCCGGGCUCGCAGACAUGGGCGGCCGGUCCCGAGCGCGCUGGGCGGCCGCGGCGCUGGGCAUCACCGGGCUGCUGUGCGCGGCGCUGGGCGCCGUGAUGAUCGUCGUGCUGCCCUCUUUCAUCCGGCAGCAGGUCGCCAAGAACGUGCGCAUCAGCCCAAGCAGUCUGUCCUUCAACAUGUGGAAGGAGAUCCCAGUGCCCUUCUACAUGUCCGUCUACUUCUUCGACGUGGUCAACCCUGAUGAGGUCCUGCAGGGCGGGAGGCCGGAGGUGCGCGAGCGCGGGCCCUAUGUGUACAGGCAGUUCAGGCAAAAAAGGAACAUCUCCUUCCACGACAACGACACGGUGUCCUUCCGGGAGCACUGCACCUUCCAGUUCCAGCCUGAGCGGUCCCGCGGCUCAGAGAGCGACUACAUCGUGCUGCCCAACAUCCUGCUCAUGGCCGCCUCGGCCAUGAUGGAGCACCAGCCCGCGAGCCUGAAGCUGAUCAUGACGCUGGCCUUCAGCACCCUGGGCCAGCGUGCCUUCAUGAACCGAACCGUGGGCCAGGUCAUGUGGGGCUAUGAGGACCCGCUGGUGCACCUCAUCAGCAAGUACCUCCCACAGAUGUUCCCCAUCAAGGGCAAGUUCGGGCUGUUCCUGGAGAUGAACAACUCGGACUCCGGGCUCUUCACAGUGUUCACGGGGGUGAAGAACCUCAGCCGGAUCCACCUGGUGGACAAGUGGAACGGGCUCGGCAAGGUCAACUUCUGGCACUCAGACCAGUGCAACAUGAUCAACGGGACCUCCGGGCAGAUGUGGCCGCCGUUCAUGACCCCAGAGUCCUCGCUGCAGUUCUACAGCCCCGAGGCCUGCAGGUCCAUGCGGCUUGUCUACCGGGAGCAGGGCGUGUUCCAGGGCAUUCCCACCUACCGCUUCUCGGCCCCCAGCACCCUGUUCGCCAAUGGCUCCGUCUACCCACCCAACGAGGGCUUCUGCCCGUGCCUGGAGUCGGGCAUCCAGAACAUCAGCAGCUGCAGGUUCGGUGCGCCCCUCUUCCUCUCCCACCCACACUUCUACAACGCUGACCCGGUCCUGGUGGAGAGGGUGCUUGGCCUGCACCCCAACGCAGAGGAGCACGCCCUCUUCCUGGACAUCCACCCGGUCACCGGGAUCCCCAUGAACUGCUCCGUGAAGCUGCAGCUCAGCCUCUACAUCAAAGCCAUCAAGGGCAUCGGGCAAACCGGGAAGAUCGAGCCGGUGGUCCUGCCGCUGCUGUGGUUUGGGCAGAGCGGGACCAUGGAGGGUAAGCCGCUCAGCACGUUCUACACGCAGCUGGUGCUGCUCCCCAACAUCCUCCACUACGUACAGUACGUGCUGCUGGCGCUGGGCAGCGCGCUGCUGCUCAUCCUGGUCGUCUGUCAGGUCCGCAGCCAGGAGAAGUGCUAUUUAUUUUGGAGUGGUAGUAAAAAGGGCUCAGACGCUAAGGAGGCCAUGCAGGCCUACUCUGAAUCCCUGAUGACUUCCGCUCCCAAGGGCGCUGUGCUGCAGGAGGCCCGGCUAUAGGGUCCCGAGGACGCCCUGAGCCAGCCGGGCAGCGCCGCCCGGUCCGAGCGGCCGCCCAGCCCCUGCGCCCCCCUGCUCCCGGAGCCGCCCCUCGCCCCGCCCGCGGGGCCCUCGGCCUGAGCCGCCCGCGCCUGCGCACAGCUGUGCCCGUGGCCGAGAUGCGACGCGCGCUCUUCGGGAACCUUCCGGAACCUUGUGCGGCGGCCCCAGCGUCCGAGUCCGCGCCCUGGGCUCGCGUCGUCCUCCUAGCCCGGGGCCAGGCCCGUCCCGGACCGGCUGCGGCUGCGGCUGCGGCUGCGGCUCUGGCUCAGGCCCACGCCAGCUCUGAGGCCGAGGACCCGGCCUGGCCCAGCCUCCGGCCCUUUGCUACCGCGAGAGGAGCGAGUUGUGUCAUCUUUCGGCGAAUGCACUACGGAAGCAAUAAACCUUUUGCACAACCGA
Molecule: messenger RNA, 2045 nt
Organism: Heterocephalus glaber (naked mole-rat)
Lineage: Eukaryota; Metazoa; Chordata; Mammalia; Rodentia; Bathyergidae
Gene: Scarb1
Product: scavenger receptor class B member 1
Biological process (GO): cholesterol import; plasma lipoprotein particle clearance; cholesterol efflux
Cellular component (GO): cytoplasm; caveola
Molecular function (GO): scavenger receptor activity; low-density lipoprotein particle binding; lipid binding
Source: RefSeq, a predicted model, not a curated record